GAUGAGAAAUAAAGGAGUGGGAUUGAUAAAGUUGAGGAAAACCAAAAUAAAAUUAUUGAAAAACUCAUGACAUAGAAGGUGAAACUAAUUUCAAUUUCAUGCUAUUUCUAAAUCCAGUAUUUCCUUCCAUUUUUGUCUUCUCUCUUUCCCUCAACUAACAAAGAGGUCAGCCAAUGGCUUCUUCGGAUGAACCACGAAAAGACGAACAACCUGCCGAAGAUACGGUUCUUCACAAGACCAAGACUAUCCUGUUUAACAAUCGUUCUACUCCCAUCAUUCUGCAAAAUGACAAUGGCCCUUGCCCUCUCCUCGCUAUCUGUAAUGUCCUUCUUUUAAGGAAUCAACUGACUUUGAAUCCUGAUAUAAGCGAAGUUUCACAAGAGAAGCUACUUUCAUUGGUUGCUGAUAGAUUGAUUGAAUUAAACAGCAAUAACAAUAAUAAAGAUGCAGGGUAUGUAGAAAACCAACAACAGAAUAUUUCAGAUGCAAUUGAUUUGCUUCCCCGACUUACAACUGGCAUUGAUGUAAAUAUAAAAUUCCGUAGGAUUGAUGACUUUGAAUUUACGCCAGAGUGUGCGAUAUUUGAUCUUUUAGAUAUCCCGUUGUAUCAUGGUUGGUUAGUUGAUCCUCAGGAUCAUGAGACCGCCGAAGCAAUUGGUUCAAAGUCUUAUAACACUCUCAUGGGUGAUCUUGUUUCCCUGGAGGCACGAAAAAUGGAGAUUGAAGGAAAGGAUAAAUCAGAUGAAGAUUGCAUUGAUUUUGCGGCUGCAACCACUGCAACCCUUGGUGUUCCUUCACCUAAUCUUUCAAAAACUAAAUCUUUUGAUGAGUCUCCCCGUUCUGAUUCUGAUCAAAGGGGACUUAAAAAAGGAGAUGCUGAGGAAGAGGCAGAGGUGUUGAGAGUAUUGAAAUUAUCUGAGAGUAAUUCACCGUCUACUAGAGAAGCAAUCUCUGUAGGAGAUGUGCUGAUAUCUUCUGAUGAGAAUGUGCAUAAGCUGAAGUCUAUUCCUGUUGAUUCUGUACAUAUAUUAGAGGAUAAUUACAUUCCACGACCGUUAGAUGUGGACACUUUUGUAUCGAGCGGGGAUAAUGCUUCUCUCACCUUGACAGAUGACAGGGAAAAAGACAGUGAUAAGUUAAUUAGUGCUCAACUUGGAGAAGUGUCCUUGUCAAAUGGUUUAGCAAAAUGCAACUCUGACACAUCAAUCCUUAAUGAAGCUACACAGAACACUUCAGAGAAAGAUACAGUGCAUGACCAAGAAGUAGAACCCUUGUCUACUCCUGUGAUUGAUUCCAUUGAAGGGUUGCAUAAGCAAAUUGUAGACGAGCAUCCUGGUCUAAUUGCAUGCCAUGCUGAUUCUGUGCCAACUAGUGAUGGAAUACCUAGUGUCCAAGAAGUUGAACCCUUUGUGUCGAAUAUAGAUGGUGGUGAACCUAUAUAUGAAGGGGAGGAGUGUAUACUGGAUUUAGGGAAAACAGUUUGUGAAGAUCGAGAACCUGUUUAUGAAGGUGAAAUGGUUCUGGCUGAACAGGCUGAUAUGGGAGCUAAAGAUGCUUUUGAUGUGUGCCUAAAAGAUGAAAUUACGCUUAGACAGGGAGAACUUAUCAACAACUUCCUAAAAAGCAAUGCCAGUCAGUUGACUUUUUAUGGCUUAUUUUCCUUGCAAGACAAUCUCAAGGAGCGGGAAUUAUGUGUUUUCUUCCGAAAUAAUCACUUCAGCACGAUGUAUAAGCUGAAUGGUGAACUCUAUCUUUUGGCCACAGAUCAAGGAUACAUGACUCAGCCUGAUUUAGUAUGGGAAAAGUUGAAUGAGGUCAAUGGGGAUACACUGUUUAUGACUAGUAAUUUCGAGGAAUUUAAACUGGAAAGCGGUUCAAAUAGUGCAUGGGAUCAGCAGAAUGCCGUGGCUAGUACUGCUGACUACCUGGCUAGCAUUGAUAACUCUACACCAGAUGGAUCCGACAUGAACUCAGAUCUGCAAUUAGCAAUAGCUUUGCAACAGCAGGAGUUUGAGAAACAGCAAUCACAGCAGCAGCGGAAUCCUCCUAACCAAGCCUCUGGUAUUGGAAAUUCAAGGCUAAUAACUGGUCCCCAGGUUCCUAGAAGCAGUGCAAAAGCAACGUCGUCUACCCCAAGGCAAGAUCAAAAAUCUAAAGACAAGUCGAACUGCAAAAUUAUGUGAAAUAUUAAGGUGGGGAGUUUGCUAAUUUGUAUUUAUUAAUUUUGUGUUUGUAACUCAAUUACUAACAUCUAAUGCGCUUUAACCACACAAAAUCUCCGUCCAGAAUGUUUUGGCAUCAAGAAAUCUGCCAUUGGGUUGUAAAUAUUGAUGUUAUAAUAUUGCCAUAAGCUUUGCAAAUGUGAUAUUAUUCCUUUUUGUC
Messenger RNA from Amaranthus tricolor (Joseph's coat), 2382 nucleotides. RefSeq lists its product as uncharacterized. Gene Ontology annotation, molecular function: K48-linked deubiquitinase activity; cysteine-type carboxypeptidase activity; cysteine-type deubiquitinase activity. NCBI's taxonomy places the organism in Eukaryota, Viridiplantae, Streptophyta, Magnoliopsida, Caryophyllales, Amaranthaceae. The record is from RefSeq and is a predicted model, not a curated record. The coding region runs from base 174 to 2183 and encodes 669 amino acids. Gene Ontology annotation, cellular component: cell periphery; cytosol. The transcript is spliced from 12 exons. Gene Ontology annotation, biological process: protein K48-linked deubiquitination.